This is a messenger RNA of Brassica oleracea var. oleracea, 459 nucleotides long. RefSeq lists its product as uncharacterized. The record is from RefSeq and is a predicted model, not a curated record. The coding region runs from base 99 to 404 and encodes 101 amino acids. Gene Ontology annotation, biological process: nitrate import; regulation of root development; regulation of leaf morphogenesis. Gene Ontology annotation, molecular function: hormone activity. Gene Ontology annotation, cellular component: extracellular region. The transcript has a single exon. Lineage: Eukaryota; Viridiplantae; Streptophyta; Magnoliopsida; Brassicales; Brassicaceae.
GCCAAAGUCGGGUGAUCUCUUUUGUUAAAACACAGUCGUGUGAUCUCAAGCGUCUUCUCUCAUAAACCUAGAAACUAAUCCCAGACAUAAAAAAUAACAUGAAACUUUCAGCUUAUAUCAUUCAUACCAUUCUCUUCAUGUCGAUUGUAUUUGAUAAAAUAAAAUACAAUGAGGCAAGACAGUUGCAAACAGACGGUAAAGAUCGUGAUCAUCAAUUCACGGCCGGUUACACUGAUGAUUUCGGGCCUACUUCACCAGGUAAUAGUCCGGGCAUUGGUCAUAAGAUGAAGGAGAAUAAUGAUACUGUUGAAGGGCUUAAAGAUGACUUCAUGAAGCCUACAGCGACACCAGGACAUAAUUCCGACGUUGGACAUGCUGUCAAGAACAGUGAGCCUAAGGCUUAAAAAGAUUCAUAUAGUUUAGGGUACUGCUUAGUUGCUUUUACUAAAUUACUAUGUU